Messenger RNA from Adineta ricciae, 1461 nucleotides. NCBI's taxonomy places the organism in Eukaryota, Metazoa, Rotifera, Eurotatoria, Adinetida, Adinetidae. The record is from the annotation of a GenBank genome assembly.
AUGCAAUCUGUGAAAGUCGUGAUCGUCGGUGGCGGUGCAGCGGGUCUGGGUGCUGCGAAAACAUUCGGUUUAGAUGUUGAUUAUUUACUUGUUGAAGCUCAAAAUUAUCUUGGAGGUCGCAUUCGUACGGUUGACGUAGCUCCGAAUGUCGCUGUUGAUUUGGGAGCUCAAUUCAUUCACGGAAAAGUGAACAAUAUUGUCUAUGAUGUUUGUCAAAAUCUGAAUUGUAUCAUGCCUGAUUCCACAGGUGAAUUUGAUAUGUCAACAGACACGUUGGUACUGACAUCGAAUCAAACGGUCAUCGAUUCGAACCUGUUCGAUAAGGCUACUGUUGUCUGGCAAGCAAUUCUUGAAGAAGCUGCAGCUUUCUUCGAGAAAAAGACACGUACAUCACAUCAUUCGCUCUCGGAUUAUUUAGUAGAACAUUUUAAGAAACGUCUGUCCAUAGCGUUGGGUUAUUCAGAUGAUAUUAUUGAUGCAUUCAUCGAUUAUUUCAAUCAAAUAGAAUUGAUUGAUAACGGUUGCUCAAGUUUAUCCGAUCUUAGUCUUGCAGAUUACGGUUCAUUUGAAUACCUCGAUGGAGACUAUGCAUAUGAAUUUCAGAAUGGUGGAUAUCGCUCGUUUAUUGCCUAUAUGAAAUCAUUUCUACCUGAUGAGAAGCGAGUACGCUUAAAUUCCGAAGUGGUCAGAGUAAAAUAUCUUCAAGAUAGUCAUCGAUUACAAGUCGACAUUCGCGAUCUAAAUCAUUCAUCUGAAAAUGAAAUUACAACGAUUCUCUGUGAUCAUGUGAUCUGGACGAGUUCAUUAGGGUAUUUAAAAGAAAACUUUUCGUCGAUAUUCGCCACGGAGAAAGAACUUCUCGAGCAAAAACGUCAGGCAGUAGAAAAUCUUGGAUUUGACACAGUUAAUAAAGUUGUUUUGGUCUACGAGAAGAGUUUUUGGCCAGAAGAUGUGAAAGAAAUGAUUCUUUUACAUACUCAAAAAUCAUUACCGAUACCUUUAUCUGAAUCAUUGAACGAUCUGACCGAUAUACGAACAAUCGUUGAAGCGAUUCAUCGGUACGAUGUCUUACCAUCAACAGAUACACCUGUUCUAAUCUGUUGGUUCGGUGGGCCCGCAGCAGUAUUAAUAGAGAACUUUUCGAAUGAAAUCAUCGGACAGAUCUGCCACGAGGUGCUGUGUUACUUUCUGAAUAUCUCGUCGAAAUCAAAUCUACCAAUUAACAUCGUAAAAAGCGGAUGGCAUACGAAUAGAUUUGUUCGUGGUUCCUAUUCAUAUUAUUCGACGAAAUCAACAAAAAAAGAUGGAGAGCUUUUAAGCACACCAUAUGCACCAGAUGGGAUACCUCGUAUACAAUUUGCUGGUGAAGCAACACAUGAAAAAUUUUACUCGACUGUUCAUGGCGCGUUAGAAAGUGGCAUUCGUGAGAGUACGAAACUGUUAUCAGUAAUAAAGAAAUAA